Molecule: messenger RNA, 4964 nt
Organism: Anarrhichthys ocellatus (wolf-eel)
Lineage: Eukaryota; Metazoa; Chordata; Actinopteri; Perciformes; Anarhichadidae
Gene: rorca
Product: RAR-related orphan receptor C a
Exons: 10
Coding region: 379-1791 (470 amino acids)
Biological process (GO): regulation of transcription by RNA polymerase II
Cellular component (GO): nucleus
Molecular function (GO): RNA polymerase II cis-regulatory region sequence-specific DNA binding; zinc ion binding; nuclear receptor activity
Source: RefSeq, a predicted model, not a curated record
CGGACCGCGGGGUGAGGAGGAUCAUGUGUAGUCCACGCGCCGAAGCCAGGUUACAGGCAGCGAGCCGCAGAGCAGCACAGAGAGAGGACGAGCAGCCGUAGACGUGUUUUUAUCGCAACAGUACCUCUGAGACUGCGCAGACAGGAAGUACAUAACUACAACACACUGGUGCUUUCAUUUAUUUUAAGGUCGGCGCGUGCGAAGAAAAAAAAAAAAAAAAAAAGGGGUAGAAAAAUCCAUGUGAGGAUUUGCUAUUGUGACAGUUUUCAGCUGCUCCGGAUUUGGAGCGAAUAAGUGCGCGUCGCUCUCCGUGUUUCUCGGCUUCGUUUCCACCUGGAGUUGCAUGACUUGAAGAGUUGACUACACUUCACCGCCGACAUGAGAGCUCAAAUAGAGGUGAUUCCGUGUAAAAUCUGUGGGGACAAAUCCUCAGGGAUCCACUAUGGUGUCAUCACCUGUGAAGGCUGCAAGGGUUUCUUCCGACGCAGCCAGCAGAACAAUGCUAUGUAUUCCUGCUCACGACAGAGGAACUGUUUAAUUGACCGGACCAACCGUAACCGCUGUCAGCACUGCCGACUGCAGAAGUGUCUCGCUCUGGGCAUGAGCCGCGAUGCGGUCAAGUUUGGUCGAAUGUCCAAAAAGCAGCGUGACAGCCUGUAUGCAGAGGUCCAGAAGCACCAGCAGGCCCAGGAGUGCGCGGCGCUUGGUGUCCGCGAGCGAGAGGACAGCGACGUGACCUACAGGAGAAGCUCCACCGCCGCGCUCAGCGACCUGGAGGACAUUAGCAUGAUUCCGGAAGGCCUGAUUUUCGACCUGCCGCUGACCCCCGAGGACGCAGGUGGAGACUACUGCAACCUGGACGUGCUGAGCGGCAGUGCAGGCAGCACCUCAUCCUCUCAGAGUUCACCAGAACAGACCAACUUGGACUUUGUAGACGCCAACCACAGCAUCAAGCACGAGUACCAGCUGUUGCACGACUCUGGACUCUUCUCACAUGCAAUCCUCCACCCGCUGCCCGAGGGCUGCUCCCUGCUUGAGAUAGAGCGUAUAACUCAGAGUGUGCUGAAGUCCUAUAUUGAGACGAGCCAGUACAGCACAGAGGAGCUGAAGAGAAUGGCGUGGACCUUGUAUAACCCAGAAGAGACACGCUCAUACCAGACCAAGUCGGCUGAGGCGAUGUGGCAACAAUGCGCCAUUCAAAUCACCAAUGCAAUCCAGUACGUGGUAGAGUUUGCCAAGCGCAUCUCUGGCUUCAUGGACCUCUGUCAGAACGAUCAGAUCAUCCUCCUCAAAGCAGGCUGCUUGGAUGUUCUUCUGAUCCGUAUGUGUCGGGCCUACAACCCCAUCAACAAUACGAUGCUCUUUGAUGGAAAGUUCACAGCUGCUCAUCUUUUCAAAGCACUUGGCUGUGACGACCUGGUGAGUGCAGUGUUCGACUUUGCUAAAAGCAUGAGCCGUAUACAGAUGUCCGAGGAAGAGAUGGCUCUCUUCAGUGCUGCCGUGCUGCUCUCACCAGACCGACCCUGGCUGACAGAUGUUCAGAAGGUACAGAAGUUGCAGGAGAAAGUCUACGUGGCUCUGCAGCGCUGCCUACAAAAAGAGGGAGCAUCAGAAGAGAAGCUAGCUAAGAUGGUGUCUAAGCUUCCCAUCAUGAAGUCCAUUUGCAACCUUCACAUCGACAAACUGGAAUUUUUCCGUCUGGUCCACCCUGAGACCGCGUACACCUUCCCUCCUCUGUAUAGGGAGGUGUUUGGCAGUGAAAUCACCUUCCCAGACUCCACAGAGGGCUAGAAGCGCUUAGCUAAAUAGAGGGAUUUAAAUGGAGACAUUGAAGUGUAGGGAUGGGGAGAUAAAAAAAAAUGUGGCAACCAGCUGAGACAAAAACCAACCAGCGGCUCAAUGACAAUCCUGCACGCUACACUUUAGGACUCACUCCUCUCACCUAUGAGCUCCCAACCCUGUGGAGGAGCUCACUCUGCCCUGCCAGCCAGUCCAUUCAGCUUCAACGUAACACUACAGGAACUGCUGCUGGCUACUCGGUACAUGUUACCUCUUUUUUUAAGGAACUUAUUGAAGAGUAGCCUAAAUCAUUUGUAUUCUCAAAAAAAUAUUUUUCUAUGAGAUGACCUUAACCUUCUCUCAUAAAGCUGAAUUUGACUCUCGCUACUCUCGAAGUUCCUUUAAGCUAUUGUUGAAUGUAUCCCCUCGUUCCCUUUACCGUUUCAGCGCAGCUCUAGGCUCGAAAUAGAAUGUACAUACUUAAAAUCCUCACCUACUUUCAGAGGUUUGCAGUAAUCAUGCCUGUUUCAGUUCUGUUGUGUAGUAACAGCUUAUUAUUUCAUUCGAUAUUUUUGGUAGUGCCCAUAUUUUGCAGUUUUGUAAUGUAUGGACAAGCUGUUUUAAAGGGACCAUGAUCAAACUCACACAGAGACAGGGUUUUUAAACUGUGUGAAUCGAGGGCAAACGGAAGGUUUGCACCCACAAACUCUUGCACACAGAGCACAAAACAUAGCACUUAAACUGGUCUUUGUAGGUAUCUUUACUAGCACAUCCACAGACGCUGAUGUAAGUGAGCUUCUUUUUUUUUUUUUUUUUUAAUGCAAUCAGUGACCUCAGCCCAAAUACCUUUUCCCUUUGAAAUUGCCACCUAGAGAGUGAGAGAAUCAGAGGUAUUUUGGAAGUAUUUUCAGAUGCUCCUUUUAUAUAUAGUAUAAAUAAUAACACCUCUAUAAUCAUGUAAGAUAAGAGCAGUCAUGAUGUCAUCCCCAGUUAGGUGGAGGGUGAUGUGCUUGUGCUCGGGUCUCUCAUACAGAUGCUGCCUGGCCAAACUUUGGGGAUCUGGGGCGGAGAGAUUGGUGUUGCUGCAAAGAAAAUCGAAUGAAUAAUUAUGGCACUUAUGAGUCCUUGUUCGAUUCCAAAAUGAACUCUUUGGUUUUUACGGGUUCGCUCUCAGACUGCCAUCUGUGAAACUCAUGUUAAACCGGUCGGAAAUGCCAGAUACACCCACCCGCUGUAGAUAAGCUGUAUGAACAAGGUGCUGGGCAGCCGACCACUGUGGGGUUAUGAGCUAUCAUGGACGAGCGUCUGGAACUGUACCGCCUUAGUCCCCCCCCCCCCUCCUCCGCAGAGGAGUGCCAUCGCCCCAAAAACCUCCAGCACCGUCUCAACCAGCAGAUUCAAAAGACUUUGGGAGCAAAGAAAGAAAAUGAUCUGAGAGUUUGGUGUUGAAAUACGACAGUUAAUCACAUUUUCCACCUACGUGGUUGGACGAGGGGCAAAGAAUGGAGAGUGGACUUGUGGGUGAUGGUGUUCUUUAAGCCCAGUCAGAGGGGCUUUACUGUCUGCGGCGACUCUCACUGCUUCGGGUAGAGGCCGACUCGUGCUGUCGCAGGAAGCCAAGGUGUUCUGAUUGGAGAAUUUGAUCCUCUGUCCCCUCCCUUUGGCUACUACCUCACCCUCUUCAAACACUACGUGGCGCAGCAAAGGGUUGACAGAGCCAUCAGCUACCCCCCUGAGCUUCUUCUCAAGUAUAACAAUUAGUGGUGAAAUUUGAAGGCCAGUGACUAAACUAUCCUAAAAAUGUUGUUGUGCUCUUAAAACUGGACAGAAGACAAACGUAUACUUACGGCAUCCUCUCUUACUGCUUUUCUAUCAUUUGAGAGCAGUGCAUGCCUUUAGGUCCAGGAAGCCCUACUUACGUAAAGAUCUGUCUGAAGUCUCUGGAGACAUUAGGGUGUGUCCAGAUGAAACCUUUAUUCUUCAAAAUAGGGGGACAUAUUGGAUUUCUGUCCCAGAGGAGCUACUAGAAAAGAAUAGUUGUAAUUUAUGCUUUUUUUAAAAAAAUUUUUAUCUUAAGCAUUCUGCGACAAUCACACGACAGAUGUUGGAUGUCUAGUCUAUUUAAUAUGUCAGCCUGGUUUGCUUUGUGCUGCUGGGACAGUGCUGUUCGCCAUACAUUAUCUCACAUAGUGUGAGAUAAUGUAAUGUAAGGGUGUGACCCUUAUCUGGGUACGUACGACAGUGGCGUGGUGGGAUUGUGCAAUAAAGUCUUUCCCAUUGUAAUAGCGUUGUUAACCUCGCAGCACGACAAAUAAUGUUAUUUAGAAUAUAAUGUACCAAAUACUCAGCCAACCACUAACACGGGGUCAGCUCUCGGCUGACACGACAGUCAGAUGACGCUUGCAGAUUGUAACAAAGUGCAAUACUUUGUCUGUGGAGGAUGUGAGACAUGCUGCUUUGAAAGGAUUCGGUGUAGUUUUUGCAUGCCUAAACACUGUCCAGGGGGGGGGCAGCACUGAAGAUCUGCACUUGCAUUUCCUGAGUUACUCAGGGAGAUAGCUGGGCUCUCUGUCCUACAGUGUCUGCAGUUAGUCUAGCAGGACACCUUGCACCAACAUAGAAGACCUUAAAACCUUGAUCACUGUGUACAGUACAUGUUCUUGUGAAUGUUUUAUUUCAAAGUAUCAAAGACUUUACCCCUGUCUAAUAUCAUUAUUGCAAGACCUUUUUUUGAGUUUGAGUCAUAGAUGAAAUAGGAUAUUAAAAAUAGUCAAAUAAAUUUAAAAGGUGGAUUAUAAUCUCGGAAUCUUGUGUUGGUUUUGUUGUGAUCUUUUGUUUCCUGAUUUUUAUCCCUAUGUGGACUUUUUUUUUUCUCAUCAGUUUAGUGUCCUUUUUGUCUUGGAGAGAUGUAAUUCUAUUUUUUUAAAGAGCGUUUUUAAAAGAUGUCUCCCUAAAAGUUUCUCUUUUGUCAUGAUCCUUCUGUUUAUAUGUUCAUGAUAUUUUAAGAUUACUAUUAUUAAAUCAAUAUAGAUUUUAAUAAGAAAUUAUUUAUGACAUGUUAUGGAUAUAUAAAGCCUAAGAGGUUUUAACACAACUUAGUGUUAUUGCACAACGGUGAUACAAUAUGUGGAUUUAAGAAUGUAAUAAAAGUCUUUUUACAAUUAAAAUAAAAAUGUAUUGCUUCA